CUAGCUCUAGAUCGAGUUUUUCCAUAAUUUCUGCUUCGCUGCGCUACGUACCUGUAAUUUCACUUCACUCUCCUGUGCCAUUGAGACGCAAUCCGAGGAAAACACGUAGACAAUGUCGACAUCUCGCGUCUUUACUUCUUCUCUGCGCACCGUCGCUAGACGAGCUGCUGUAUCUACGCCGGCUCGGCGGCAGUCCGCACUGCGCUCGGCUGCGAGGAGAGGAUACUCGUCUAGUGGUCAUGCCGGAAGCGCGGGCGCGGAAAAGUCGAGUGAUCUGCCUUGGCUCAUCGGCUCCGUCGUCUUCACCAUCCCAGCCUUAGCAUGGCUUCUCUCCUCCAGACCCUCCAAAAAGACCUCCGAGCACACUCACGGCAGCGCCCCAGCCCCCCACAAGGAAAAAGCACCUGACGUAGAAUCCGGCGAGGACUCCUCUUCUUCCUCCACAUCCUCCACUCCCGCCUCCACGCCGCCCUCAUCCGACGCCGGAUCCGAAUCUGAAUCCGACAGCGACGAAAACCCUCCCACAAACCAACUCCCCGAAGACGGCAACCCCGAAGCCGCACACGGCAGCAGCCAGACCGGCCGCCAAGUCCCGCCUACCAGCGCGGAUAACAGCGACAUGGCGACGAACUACGAGGAGAAGAAGGGCGCGCAGGAGGACUACAAAGAGAUGAUCCGGCAAAAGGACACGCGCGCCGCGACGAGCUCGUCCGACGUCCCUUCCAAGAAGGCCGAUGCCGAGCACCCCCGCGAAGACCCGCAGAAGGGCGAGGGGGAGGGCGUGCAGAAGGGUGGGCCGGCUUAAGAUUCUCCCAUGUAAUAAAACGAUUCUGGGGUACAUGUCCCUUAGUGGAGGCUUCUAUGGGGGGGUCUAUAUUUUGUAGUUUAUAGAGAACAGGGAAGGGAUGGGGAAUGGCGGUAUGUAUUCACGAAGGGUGGGUCCUGUUCUAGCAUACAAGUGUAGAUAGGGGAGAGCAUUCUUCCCCGUGUAAUUCUAUAUAACACUGCCCAUGGG
Messenger RNA from Daldinia loculata, 1015 nucleotides. RefSeq lists its product as uncharacterized. NCBI's taxonomy places the organism in Eukaryota, Fungi, Ascomycota, Sordariomycetes, Xylariales, Hypoxylaceae. The coding region runs from base 113 to 805 and encodes 230 amino acids. The record is from RefSeq and is a predicted model, not a curated record. The transcript has 2 exons.